AUGACACAUCUUAACAUUCGCACCUAUGGACUUAAUUGUUAUCAGAUAAGGCAACCAAAACAACAAUAGCAUGAAAACGGCUUAUGCUUAAAAUCGAUAGAUAGGCUAAAGUUAAAUACAGAGAAAACCCACUAGGACGGACGCACCUUCCUACAUUUACUGCUGUCCUACAAUAAAACCGUUUUAAGAAGGGACUAUUUGAGUAAUUGCAUAUCAUUGGUACCUUUGCAAGGUAAGGAAGCACAGGUUAAGACAAGCAACAUUUCAGAGGAAGGGAUAACGCGAGCAGAAAGUUCUAUAGCCUCACCAGUCAUCAUCAUGCCGAGGUAUAACUUUUUUCUGUGUUUGAUGGUUUAUGUUUGUCUGGGACUGUCUUGGAGUGACGAACCUAACCUUUUUCUGCCACCAACGAGCGAGAUGCCCACGGACGCCGGGCUGUCGCUCCUUGAUGAGGAAGCAGGCGCUCACGAAUGUUCAGCAUGCGUUUGGAGAGAGCAAAGUAAAGUCAUGAGGCUGGAGACAAUCAAAUCUCAAAUCCUGAGCAAGCUGCGGCUCAAGCAGGCUCCUAACAUUAGUCGGGAGGUGGUAAACCAGCUGCUCCCAAAGGCGCCCCCGCUCCAGCAGCUUCUGGACCAUCACGACUUCCAGGGAGACGCGUCCUCCCAGGAUGAGUUUAUGGAGGAGGACGAAUAUCACGCCACUACGGAGUCCGUCAUCACUAUGGCCUCGGAGCCGGAGCCCUUGGUGCAGUUGGACGGUAAGCCCAGCUGCUGCUUCUUUAAGUUCAGCCCCAAGCUCAUGUUCACCAAGGUGCUGAAGGCUCAGCUGUGGGUGUACCUACGGCCGCUGCAGCAGACUUCCACCGUCUACCUGCAGAUCCUCAGACUGAAGCCUGUCACGGAGCAGGGCAGCCGCCACAUCCGCAUCCGCUCACUGAAGAUUGAGCUCAACUCACGUGUGGGCCACUGGCAGAGUAUCGACUUCAAGCACGUGCUGCAGAACUGGUUCAAGCAGCCGCACACCAAUUGGGGGAUCGACAUCAAUGCCUUCGAUGAGAGCGGCAACGACCUGGCAGUAACCUCGCUGAGACCGGGUGAGGAAGGGCUGCAGCCGUUCCUGGAGGUUAAGGUUCUCGAGACGACCAAACGUUCCCGACGUAACCUGGGACUGGACUGUGACGAGCACUCCACCGAGUCCCGCUGCUGCCGCUACCCGCUGACAGUGGACUUUGAGGCCUUCGGCUGGGACUGGAUCAUCGCUCCCAAGCGCUAUAAGGCCAACUACUGCUCGGGCCAGUGUGAAUACAUGUUCAUGCAGAAGUACCCACACACCCACCUGGUACAACACGCCAACCCCAGAGGCUCAGCAGGGCCCUGCUGCACCCCCACCAAGAUGUCACCCAUCAACAUGCUCUAUUUCAAUGACAAGCAGCAGAUCAUCCAUGGCAAGAUCCCUGGCAUGGUGGUGGACAGGUGUGGCUGCUCUUAGGCCCAAUGGAUGUCAUGCAUACUCAUGCACACCCAACUCUGCAUUAUUUCCACCCAAAACCCUGACUGAGCUCUCCACUGGCACCAGACUUUAUCCCCCCUCUCACUCCGCCACAAAACAUCCCACUGGACCUCCAUUCUCUUAGUUCUUACAUGUUUGAUUAAAAUGAAUAAGGUAAAAAUGUCAUAUGAAAUGAAGAUAGGAGUGAGGCUGAGUGGUAGAAAUAUAUAUUGACAAUUAUGAAGGGGGUGUGUCUGUGGAGCAGCUUGAGAAAUGUAUGGUAAAUUAGACAAAACUAUGUUUUAGGUAUUUGUUAGUUUUGUGUUUUUUCUUUGAAAAAAAGUUAAAGAAAAUGUCUAUCAGGUUCUUUGAAAAGAUGGUGUCUUUGUUGAGAUGUCCUGGAUAGUGGAUCCAGGCUGAUGGAGGGAGACAUUCCUAAGCAGUUACAGUAUAUUAUAAUUUUUCCACAUCUUUACUUCCAAACAAAUUCAGUUCUGAGGUGAUGGGCUGUUUUAUCUGUUCAAAACACUUUAUUAGCACAUUAUACUCCAAUGGGAUUUGAUUCACAACCAAGACAUUCAUAGACAAUGCCAAUAGAGGGGGACUUCUUCUAAUUAUCACUGCUAUUGUGCAAUGCUUCACUUUUAACCUCCAUUACAAAACACAUUUCCCACUUACUUUUAGACUAAAAGUUCAUGAAAUUAAUCCAAAAUGUUGUUUAAGAAAAUAGUCAUGUUCUAGAGAUUUAGUGUUGAGAUCCAAAGCCUAACUCUGUGCCCUCUGUAGAUGUAGCUAGCACCCCAGUGUGAAAUUCUUGAGAAUCCAAGAACCCUUUCACAGUUACUUUGAUCUUAUUUUACCCGUAAUCUUGUAAAACAGAAAUAGAAUAAAAGGGAGUUAUUUCACUACCUUUAAAAGUGAACAGGAAAGGGUUUGUAAUACCCUUUCUCCCUAUGUUUUACUGCAGAAGCUCACGUAACAGCUCAGAUUACCUCAAUAUCAACCUGUGCACAAAGUUUAGAUGAACUAAGACAAACAUUAUGUCAAAGCAACUAUUUUAAAACUUUGUGUGGUCUAGAGUAAGAACACACAAUUUAAAAAUACAGGUUUUGGCUUGUUAGAUCUUUGGAUAGCUCAUCUUUUAGAUAGUUUAUAUGUAAUAUACUAAAUCCAAGAGCAUUUGAAACAAUAUGGGAAUCAUGCAAGGGUGCCAGUUUACACUACUGUAAUUGUCAGAUUAUUUUGUAAGGAGUAAGUUCAGAGUGAAAGGGAACGCAACAAGUACCUUGGCAAAUGUGGUCCACAUGAAUAUAGCCUACUUAUAUACUUUUGUCAUUUUCACUCUGCACACUGUGCAAUUACCAUUCCCAUUACUAUCCUCUCACAUUCAUUUACACAAACAAACCCAAUGAGUAGAGGACCAAAUGUAUUCUGCCAAGUUGCUAUGGUGGGAAUGUUAUGAUGGUUGUGGCAAAGAAGACAACCCUGUGUUGGAAAGAAACUCAAAUGCUUGAUUGAUAUAGGCCUUUGUGCUACUAAGUAAAGGGAAGAAGAGCUAGGUUGUGCAUCAUAAAAAUAAGGAAAACAUUGAUACAGGCGAGAAUACAGCCGAAAUGCCAUUUCUAGUUUAGAGAACAUGUUUUGAUUGAAUAUCCUGAUGCCCCCAACCCCACCUCAACUGCACCUGUAAUAUGCAGUAAAUAUUGGAAGUGCUUGAAAGACUGUACAUAAGAAGCUUGAAGUCUGUCUUGUUUCCUGGAUGUCAAAGUGAAGAUAUCCCUUUGUUGUAAACGAAAGCACUACGCUGUUGGAAAAAGGAAGAGCCUUCUGACAUAAAUAAUAUAUGUAUAUAAUUAAAAAGGGUACAAAAAAUCCUUUCUGGGCACUACCUUACCAACAAUAAAUUUUGCACUAUGGGACGUUCAUGGCGUGAGGAGUCGUGUUGUUGUUUGUGUUUGUAUUUUACCUAAUCAAGCACAAGAGCGUUUACAAUUGAAAAAAGAACUGUCCAAGCUUCUGGCAAUACACUGUGUGGAUAAACUAGUCAGCCUCUCACUUCUUUUGUUACCAUCACGCUUUCCUGACUUCCUUUUCGUCUGAAGCGGAGGCCUGUCCAUAUUCUCACGCUCUUCCUACACCCAGAAACCUGGACUGACCAGCGGCCAAAAGGCCUCAUCGCCCUCCCGGGGUGAUAAGUCGUGUGUAACAAGUGUCUGGACCGAUGAACAUAGAACGCUUUAAACUGGAAAUGCCCCUCCAUCAACUUCAAUCAAUCUGUUAUCUCUGACAGACUUGUGUCCUUUUGAAUUUGAGCUACUUUUUGUGUUGACUGUCUAACAUAGACAUGUUUUGCCUUUGUGUGUUUUGAGUGAGCGUGCCCAUAUUAGAAUGGGAAAAAGUAUCCAGGGAUCGUUAGCCAAAGUAGAGGAUGACAUGUUGUGUGCUGUAACUUUUGUAACUGCAGGAAUAUGCUAAACAAUUUCAAAGGGAGAAAAAAAAUGUGGUAUGGGCAGUGGUUGGAAACAAUUCAACUGGUCAAGUGUCUAUUUAUUCAGAUCAAAUCAAUGAAUUUCAAAGUAUGUCUACCUCACUUUAGCAUUGUGAAACCUUGCUUAUAAAUUUGACAGUUAUGUUUUGUCAUGAGUUAAUGUGCAAACAUGUAACCGGAAUAGUAAACCCAAAAACGUAGACUAAAGCCACAGGGUCACCUUGAUCUCAGAUCCAGAUUGAGUAAUUGACAGCUGAGUUCAUAAGAGUGACUGAAGCAAAUAGCGAAAGGUAAUUUGUGCUGACAAAAGAAAAAAUUGCUGUGCCCAGGACCAUUGGUUAACUCUGGUUAAUGCUGUGGAUAAAGUUGCAUCUUGACUUUGUAUGUAUACUGGUAUGUACAGUGUCUUCAGAAAGUAUUCACACCCCUUGACCUAUUCCACAUUUUGUUGUUACAGCCUGAAUUC
Molecule: messenger RNA, 4442 nt
Organism: Coregonus clupeaformis (lake whitefish)
Lineage: Eukaryota; Metazoa; Chordata; Actinopteri; Salmoniformes; Salmonidae
Product: growth/differentiation factor 11-like
Exons: 3
Coding region: 319-1488 (389 amino acids)
Biological process (GO): SMAD protein signal transduction
Cellular component (GO): extracellular region
Molecular function (GO): growth factor activity; cytokine activity
Source: RefSeq, a predicted model, not a curated record